AAUAGCGCUAGCUCAAACACAGCCACACUAAAAAAACAUAUGGUCUGUGGGUAAAACAAAAACAUUAAAAUCAAAUCAUAAUAUGGAAUUUCUACACGAAUCAAUUGCACUGGGCGUGGAUUUAUUAAUAUUAGGCCUAUGCGCGCGGGAGUAUGUGACAUAUAAGCGCACCGCCCAAGUGCUUAAGACCGCACCGCAAUAUAAUAUAGAUGGGCAGCUAAAAUCGGUGGUGGAUCAGCAGCACGACAAGAAGAUACCAUAUGCGGUAAUUCGCGGCACAGUCACACCCAUUGGGGUUCCAUUGCGAAGUUCUCUGGUGCCCAGUGUUAGUGGGGUGCUCCAAAUAGUGAAGCUGCAUGAGCACAGGAUCACGCGGGGAUUCGCCGGCUUCUGGACGGAGCACCAUAAGCUGCUCCAUGAAUCCGCCAACGAGAUGCCCUUCGAGUUGCGCAAUCAACAGCACGGAGUGGAGAUUGUGGAUGCUUUGAGUGCAGCCGUUUUGGAUGUGGACAUGGUUUAUGACAACUAUGAACCCUCCAGUUUGUCCCUCUUCGAUCAUAUCUUUGGUUUCUUCUCUGGCGUUCGUCAGAGGGGGCUGCAGACCACCGAGGAGGUGCUCAGGGAAGGCAGUUUUCUCACCGCCAUCGGAGAGCUGGAAUUGGAUGGCAACACCCUCAGGAUGCAGCCUUCGCAGGAGGGACCUCUUUUCCUGACCACCGCCACCAAGUCCACGCUCAUCAAGCGGUUUGAAGAUGCCAAGGCAGCCUCCAUAUUUAAACUUGUAAUUUGUGGCACCAUUUCGGUUGUCCUGAUUGGAUUCAUUGCCAAGAAGAUCUAUCGCAGGAGGAAACAGGAACGGGAGGAGGCCAAAAUUCGCAAUCGUCUGGAGACGGAGCGAAGGGAACGACGGGCGAGGAGUCGUCCUCACACUUUGUCACAGGAUCAGCUUUGUGUGGUGUGCUCCACCAAUCCGAAAGAGAUCAUCCUACUGCCGUGUGGUCAUGUCUGUCUCUGCGAGGACUGCGCCCAGAAAAUCUCCAUUACCUGCCCCGUUUGUCGUGCAAAUAUCGCCUCCAAGGCAGCCGCCUUCAUCGCCUAGAAACCAAUCGAAUGCCAAAC
Messenger RNA from Drosophila gunungcola (fruit fly), 1119 nucleotides. Its product is annotated as mitochondrial E3 ubiquitin protein ligase 1. Gene Ontology annotation, molecular function: ubiquitin-protein transferase activity. Lineage: Eukaryota; Metazoa; Arthropoda; Insecta; Diptera; Drosophilidae. Gene Ontology annotation, biological process: organelle organization; protein ubiquitination. The transcript has 4 exons. The record is from RefSeq and is a predicted model, not a curated record. Bases 83 to 1099 code for a protein of 338 amino acids.